This is a messenger RNA of Alligator sinensis (Chinese alligator), 1895 nucleotides long. It is a transcript of the gene RIOK2, whose product is annotated as RIO kinase 2. Gene Ontology annotation, molecular function: ATP binding; protein serine/threonine kinase activity. NCBI's taxonomy places the organism in Eukaryota, Metazoa, Chordata, Crocodylia, Alligatoridae. The record is from RefSeq and is a predicted model, not a curated record. Bases 104 to 1762 code for a protein of 552 amino acids. The transcript has 10 exons. Gene Ontology annotation, cellular component: nucleus; preribosome, small subunit precursor; cytosol. Gene Ontology annotation, biological process: maturation of SSU-rRNA; protein phosphorylation.
GCGCAGGGCUUCGGCUUCGUAGCUUCUGCGCAGGUGUAAAGCGGUCGGUCUUGGGGCGCGGACGUGUGCGGUACUGUUGGUCUCGUUUAUCCGCGCCGGGGCCAUGGGCAAGCUCAACGUGGUGAUGCUGCGGUACCUCGCGCGGGACCACUUCCGGGUGCUGACCGCGGUGGAAAUGGGCAUGAAGAACCAUGAAAUUGUUCCUGCUAGUUUGAUUGCCUCCAUAGCUAGCCUUAAAUAUGGCGGAUGUAACAAAGUUUUGAGGGAAUUAGUGAAGCACAAGCUCUUAGCUUAUGAACGAACUAAAACUGUCCAGGGUUACCGACUGACUAACACAGGGUACGAUUACCUUGCUUUGAAAACUCUGUCUUUUCGACAAGUGAUUACUUCUAUUGGAAACCAGAUGGGUGUUGGUAAAGAAUCAGAUAUUUACAUAGUUGCAAAUGAAGAGGGGAAGCAGUUUGCAUUAAAACUGCAUAGACUUGGGAGGACCUCCUUUCGUAACCUGAAAAAUAAACGUGAUUAUCAUAAGCAUCGACACAAAAUGUCCUGGCUGUAUUUGUCCCGCCUGGCUGCCAUGAAGGAAUUUGCCUACAUGAAGGCUUUACAUGACAGAAAAUUUCCUGUUCCAGAGCCAAUAGACUACAAUAGACAUGCAGUAGUUAUGGAACUUGUUAAUGGUUAUCCUCUGUGCCAAGUACGUCAAAUAGAAGACCCUGCUUCUGUGUACAGUGAGCUAAUGGAACUAAUUGUAAAACUUGCCAACCAUGGCUUGAUUCAUGGUGAUUUCAAUGAGUUUAAUCUUAUGUUGGAUGAUGAGGACCAGGUCACCAUGAUAGAUUUCCCUCAGAUGGUGUCAAUAUCUCAUCCAAAUGCUGAAUGGUAUUUUAACAGAGAUGUUAAAUGUAUUCAAGAGUUUUUUAAGAAGCGUUUCAGCUAUGAAAGUGAACUUUUUCCAACUUUCCAGGAUAUUAGGAGAGAGUGUUCUCUCGAUGUUGAGAUUGCAGCAAGUGGUUAUACAAAAGAAAUGCAGGAGGAUGAUGAACUGCUUUACCCAAUUGGCCCUGACAGUGAUGAACAUAAAGCAGAGUUCCCACCACUUGUUGAUGACUUUGGACAGAAAGUAAAGCUGUGUAGUGCAGAUGAAGAGGAUGAAAGAGGUUUCACAGAUGAAUCGGAUGAUGACCUUGAAAAUAGAUCCACCAAAGACCUAAUAUCUUGUGAUGAAGAUGAUGAUACUGUUGAAAGAAGUAAAAGCACACAAAGUUUAGAUGUUACAGAGUUGGUCCAUGCUGUAAAAGAAGUUGAAGGUCACCAUGUAGUAGAGAAAACCAGUGGCAAAGCAGAGCAUUCUAUAGUAGAUCUUUCUGAGAGCAGGAAGAGAACUGAAGCCAUGAGUGAAGACUGGGAAGAUCAGAAAGGUCUGCACAAUAAGGAGUAUGAAGAUGAAUGCCCUGAUCUGGUUGACUUGUCAGCAUUAAACAGAGAAUUCAGACCUUUCAGAAAUGAAGAGAGUAUGGUUCACAUCAAUGAACACAGAAAAAGAACCACAAGUAUCACUUCAACUGGCAGUGUUGGGAGCUGUUCAACAAUUCCUCCGGAACUGGUGAAAGAGAAGAUAAAGCGACAACUGACUAAACAACAGAAAGCUGCUCAGCGGCGACGGUUGCAGAAGGGAGAGGCAAAUAUUUAUACUAAACAGCGGCGAGAAAAUAUGCACAACAUUAAGUCAAGUUUGGAUGCAACUAGUUUUUGGGGCUAGAUAAUUGAAACUUGCCAUAGAGCAUUAGCAUUUUUGUCCACAGUUCAUGAAUCGGAGAAAAACAGACUACACAGCAGUAACUUUUUGUAAAUUGGAAUGUGCAUAUAUUCAAUAAAUGUCCUUGCUACAGUAA